Messenger RNA from Fusarium vanettenii 77-13-4, 972 nucleotides. RefSeq lists its product as uncharacterized. NCBI's taxonomy places the organism in Eukaryota, Fungi, Ascomycota, Sordariomycetes, Hypocreales, Nectriaceae. The annotation marks the transcript as partial. The transcript has 2 exons. The record is from RefSeq and is a predicted model, not a curated record.
AUCCCAGGAGACUUUACCAAAGAACGUCUCCAAUCUGUUAGCCACAGCUUCGGAAGAAGCACCGACCGCAAUGGCUCCAGCUCGUGGUUUCACUUCCUGUGCAAGAACAUCGACAUCAAGCAGGAUGGAUCGAACCCGCCCGAAGUGGAUAACCGCGCCGCAACCAUGGGAUACCACAUCUCGACGCUCCCGCAGGCCGACUACAGCUGGCACCGCGCUGGCUUCUUCCUCCGUGUAGAGAAUGACGGGAGUACUACUCUGGUGUGCUUUGGUGCCGUGCCUAGAAUCAGGCAGAGGAUCAAUGAGUUUGUCGCGGCCAAGGCGUGGCAGCACGUCGUGACGGAUCCGUACAUUCUGUUUGAUCUGCUCUUUGAGGCGCUAUACUUUGAAGUCGACGAUACAGUCUGGAAGAUGAACACUGUCUUUGGGCCUCUGGAACACGCAAGUCGUCCCCUCCCCUUAAUUGUCAUCCCCUUUGCGGCCAUGCACAACUGCGCCAAGCACAUCAUCCACAUCGCGGAGGCCAUCGACUCGUGCAUCAUGCUCGUCGACGCUACUAUCCGCAACGUCGGCAAUCACGAGCACACGAGGCCCACGACCAACGAGCCUGUCCUGAAGCAGCUGCGUGAGACUCUCCAGUACCGACGCUCACUCUUCGACUCCAGCCAACUGCGUCUGAACAGUCUCCAGAAGCGCAUCGACAAUGCAAUCACGCUUUCGUUUAACCUGGUGACGCAGCAGGACUCGAUGGUCAUGAUCCAAGACUCCAACUCGAUGAAGGUGAUUGCCGCCAUCACCAUGAUCUUCCUACCAACCACGGGCGUCGCCACAGUCAUUGGCUCACAGCUGUUCCUGUCUGAGGCCCACGACGAUGGCAAGACGUGGAACGUGAUGCUGACGCCCCUGUUCUGGACAAUGUGGUGGAUCUCUAUUCCUCUAACCAUCUUUGUUGUUCUCCUGGCUAUUAUCUGG